AUGAGCAGCACGCACCGAGCGGAGAGCGACGACCCCGUCGUGCGCGAGAUUCCCGUGCAUCUUGCAGACGAGCUACGUCACCAUCUGUACAUGGUCCAAUUCCCACUGCGUCCGACGUACCGCCCGAUGCCCGAGCCGCCAAAGGCUGCGCGUAUGAAGCCUCAGAAUCGAAUGAUGCAGCUCGACUUUCCCGUGGACCUGCGCUCUGAGCACUUUGACCAGGACGCUGAGGAUUAUCUGAAGCAAAAGCAUCUGCGGAUGCAGUCGUCUAGCGUGCCGACGCUCACAAACUACGUUGUAGGCGUCCUUCGCCAAGGACAGUUGCAUCUCACGCCUCUGACUGCGGUCAUGCAGAUGCGGCCGAGUCUCGCGCACAUUGACGAUGCAGUGGACUCGGAAGAGGAAGAUAUGGAAACAGAAGAGAAGGUCCAGCCACCUCCAGAGGAGCUGAAAGAGGUGCAGUUUCAGUUUAAGAAGAAACAGUCGGAGCGCGCGAUUUCAGCGAUCCAGAACUCGUACGCGUACAAGAAGCAGCAGAUUGAAGCUGAGAACUGGAUUGAGCUCCAGGUGCAAGACAAAAGCAGCGCUGGCGCAGGCAAUGAGUUUGAGAACUUGUUCAGCGAAAGAGAGGAGGAAGUGGUGUCGACGAUGACAUCGGACGAAUAUAUACAGGCGAUGCAGUACCGCGCGACGAGCUCUAUUCAUAAGCCUGCAGCUCCGAAUACGACACAAAGCGCUGAUGAAGUCGAGGAGCAAAACGACGAAAUAAAGGAACCUGUCAUCGGCCAAUUGCUUGAUGGUGUCGAUGCGAGGUACUCGGACGUUUUGCGAUUGCUUACGACCGAUCAGAUCAUGCACUUUGAUACACUCGCAAAGCUCUUGCCAGCGCGAAGCGAGGAUGAGCUUUUGGAUGCACUUAAGCACGUUGCUGUGCAUGUGCGAGGGCGCUUGAUGCCAACUAGCAGCUUGGUUUGCCGAGGAGAGACGACAGUGCGUGCCCGCAACGAAAUUAUAAAGGCAUUAGCGAAAGUACCUGCUGGUGUAUCGCGCACGGACCUGGUGGAAAAUUGUUGCGUGGACGCUGACGUAGCUAAAACGAUCCUGACCGAGUUUGCUACUUUGGAGAUCGACACACGUAAGUGGACCUUCCGCUUAGGCCAUGACGACACCUUUACAAAGCGGUUCCCUGCCGUCGCGAAGGCCACAAAGCUCGAGUCUGCAUAG
Molecule: messenger RNA, 1224 nt
Organism: Peronospora matthiolae
Lineage: Eukaryota; Oomycota; Peronosporomycetes; Peronosporales; Peronosporaceae
Source: the annotation of a GenBank genome assembly